AUGGUCAACUUCGUCUUCUGGCUGACCGGCCUCAUCCACACUGCGGCCAUCGUCCACCAUGCGGACCAGACGACCGAGCUGAGGGAUCACUGGACGGCUGAUGCGGUACCCAAUCCAAUGAAGAGUCCGGAGCAGUGUGGUCUUUCAGCACCAGGACAUCUCUGCGAUCCGGAUCUAUUGCUUUCCGAGAACGAACGGCGAGACAUUGAGCAGGUCCUCCUGAACAUCACCCGACAGACUGGAGUGAUGUGCCCUGAUGGCAAAAAUCAUUCUUACCAAGCUGCCGUGCUGGUGGUGAGGAGCGUGGCACGCUCCGAAUGGCUGGGCUGGUGGAACAAGGAGCGGACGGGCGAAGCAUUCGCCCAUCAUGUGGGAGAUGCUUGGGGAGUUGGCCAUGCUGGCUGCGAUAAUGGUGUGAUGCUUUUCCUCUCCAUCAGUGACCGCAUGUUCUACCUGAAAACCGCCAAAAAGACUCGCGAAGUGCUGACGGAUGGCCUUGCACAACGAAUUUUGGACAACAUGAAGCCGCUCCUGAAGGGUGGAUACGUGGCUGAUGCCAUCCUCAAGGGCUCCUCGGAGAUUCUCUUGGCGCUCCAGGGAAGCACCGUGCCCGUCUAUCGGUCAUGGGGUGACUACUUCACCAUUUUCAUUCUGAGUAUCGUUUUCUGCUGCCAUUUGCCACAGAUCUUGGCAUUCUUUCUCGUCGCGAUUGCUGCAGUGUUUGGGCUUUUGCUCUAUCCUUUUGCCAAGCUGGCUGAUGUCUUCAGUGGAUGA
Molecule: messenger RNA, 774 nt
Organism: Durusdinium trenchii
Lineage: Eukaryota; Dinophyceae; Suessiales; Symbiodiniaceae
Source: the annotation of a GenBank genome assembly